Brassicogethes aeneus is the source of this 810-nucleotide messenger RNA. The record is from the annotation of a GenBank genome assembly. NCBI's taxonomy places the organism in Eukaryota, Metazoa, Arthropoda, Insecta, Coleoptera, Nitidulidae.
UCCCUCGCCCUCUGGCGGUCUGUUUUGGUAUGGUCAAAUGGUUGUCAAUCAAUAAUUAGUAAUUAAAAAGGGAGUUCAUAUUUAAAAUGUCACAAGAUAACCGACCAGAACUCUAUGAAGAAGUAAAAUUAUACCACAACGCAAGAGAACGCGAUAAGUAUGAUAAUUUAGCGGACUUAUACGCUGUUAUUAACACAUUACAACAACUUGAAAAGGCUUAUAUCAGAGACUGUGUUACUCCAAAAGAAUAUACUGGUGCUUGUAGUAAAUUGCUUGUACAGUUUAAAGCUGCUUUUCGACAGGUUAAAGGCGACGAAUUUCUUACAGUGGAUGCAUUUGUUAAAAAGUACCGGCUUGAUUGUCCUGCAGCUUUGGAAAGAAUUAAAGAAGACAGGCCCAUAACAAUAAAAGAUGAUAAAGGAAACACAAGCAAAUGCAUUGCAGAUAUUGUUUCUUUGUUUAUUACUAUUAUGGACAAGUUACGUUUAGAUAUAAGAGCCAUGGAUGACCUUCAUCCUGAAUUGAGAGAUCUGGUUGACACAAUGAAUAGAUUAAGUAUUAUUCCUUCAGAGUUCGAGGGAAAACAAAAAGUGGCUGAAUGGUUGUCAACACUUAAUUCCAUGCAAGCCUCAGAUGAGCUUUCAGAAUCACAAAUAAGGCAGUUAUUGUUUGAUCUGGAGAGUUCUUAUAGCUCUUUUAAUAAAUUGUUGCACAACUCAUCUUAGAAUAUUGUAUUUUAUAUAAACAGAUUUUAUUAAUAUGAGAUUUAUUACCUAUGCAUUUUAUUCAAAUAAAUAUGUAUUCUUUAAA